AUGGGUCGUGCUGGUAUCAUCGGCGUGGUGCUGUGUGCCAUUGUGCUGCCCUUUGCGGCGGCCCGCUCCAUGAUCGAGCUGACCACGGUAGACGAUGGCCCAGUCAGUCUGAUCCCAUCUACUGUUCAGUACAAUUGGUCUGACACCUCGCCCAGCGGCAUCGCGAGGGGGACUCCCGACAUCCCCGCAUCCGACCCUCGCCUGCAACCUGCCCCGGAGGGCUACCCGGAGCAGGUCAGCGUCACCUACUACGGCCCCACUUCUGUUCGUUUCGGCUGGGCUACAGGCCAAGCUCAGACCGGAUACGGAGCCCUGGAGGGGUUCCAUGACAGCACCGGGAGCAAUGUGCAGCUGGGACUCUCGCCCAGCGCAUACACGGACGUACUGGAAGGAACCUCAUCCCACUACGACCAGAUCUACUACGGCUUCUCCAACGCGCUCAACUAUACGAGCCCCAAGCUGCACUCUGUGGUUGUCGAGGACCUCACCCCCAACACCAGCUACUUCUAUCGUGUGGGGGAUCUUAAGAGCCAGUACUGGAGCGAGGAGUACAACUUCACCACCCCUCCAGCUGGGCCAAGCUACCCCCUCCGAUUUGGUCUCGUUGCGGAUGUGGGCCAGACCGACAACUCGUCCGACACCUUCAACCACCUGGCAGCCAGCGAGCCCCAGGUGGUCCUGUUCAUUGGCGACUUGUCGUAUGCUGACAACUAUGAGGCCAACGGGACCUUGUACCCCUGGAACAAUAACAUUUCAUAUCCUGGAGAGGACAUCUGGAUUCCCUUCGAUGUUGAGUACGGAACCUUCCAACCCCGUUGGGACAAGUGGGCUCGCCUGGCGGAGCCUGUGACCUCAUCCGUUCCAUUCUUGUUCACCGUUGGAAACCACGAAAUGGAGCCCCAGAGCAAUGGACGCAAGUUUGUCUCUUACAAUGCCCGGUACCCAUCCAACUACGAGGCCAGCGGCAGCUCCAAUGCCCUCUGGUACUCUGUGAAUGUCGGCCCGGCCCACAUCGCCUUCAUCACUUCCUAUGCUGAUUACGACCAGGAUUCUGCUCAGUACAAGUGGCUGGCUGCUGAUCUGGCAAAUGUCAACAGGACGGAGACGCCCUGGCUCAUCGUUGGCUUCCAUGCCCCUUGGUACACAUCUUACCGGUCCCACUACCAGGAGGCCAACUGCCAGAGGCUUGCAAUGGAGCCGCUGCUCUUUGAGAAUGGCGUCGACCUUGUCCUGAACGGUCAUGUGCAUGCCUACGAGCGCACCUUCCCCGUCUACAACUACACCCUGAAUGACUGUGGGCCCGUGCACCUCACUCUGGGUGACGGCGGCAACAUUGAGAAGCUCGCAGCGGUGUUUGCUGACUACCCAGGCUACUGCCCCGCAGUGCCUGUGCAUGGGCCCUCAUACCAGCCAGAGGUCUGCAACCAGCUGCUCUACGAUGGCGAGUUCUGCUCCACCUCCCAGCCCGAGUGGUCUGCCUUCCGGGAGCCGUCCUUUGGGCACUCCGUCCUUGACAUCCUGAACGACACGCAUGCGCACUUUGCCUGGUACCGCAACCAGGACGCCGAUACAUCCGUCGCUGAUGAGGUCAUUCUGGUCCGCAACCCAGAGGAGUGCGGGAUCCCGCUGGAGGGUCUCAACAGCCAGGCCUAUUGA
Messenger RNA from Auxenochlorella protothecoides, 1656 nucleotides. Its product is annotated as Purple acid phosphatase 15. Gene Ontology annotation, molecular function: metal ion binding; acid phosphatase activity. The coding region runs from base 1 to 1656 and encodes 551 amino acids. Lineage: Eukaryota; Viridiplantae; Chlorophyta; Trebouxiophyceae; Chlorellales; Chlorellaceae. The record is from RefSeq and is a predicted model, not a curated record. The transcript is spliced from 13 exons.